GUCGGGUCAGCCUCCAACACGGAGAAUGUGACUUUGGUGCCCGACAAUCUGGUGGUGCCCGAGGCUUCAUCGCUCUACCCGAUGAGUAGCUCUUCAAACCCUCAUUUUCCACAGGUUCCCAAGGCGGGCUCCAUUGCCGACCUGCCCAAGGACGGGACCAAUGAGACAGCGAGCAACUUGGACACUGCCCGCUCAGCAGUGUCCGCUAGCUCCAUGUCUCCAGAAGAGAAGGAACGGGAGAAGGGCCGCCUUCAGAAACUGGUGAAGGACUUUGCCAAGGAGGUGGUCAGCGGCAUCCCAGUAAACCUUGUGAACCCGGCGACGGCCCACCCGUCGCCCCAUUUUUUCCAGAUGGACCGGCACCUCACGGUCUUCUCGUUGAAGCCAAAGGAUGGCUCAACGGCUGAGGCGGCUGUGCAGGACUACAGCGUGAAAGAGCUCACAAAGAUCUACAAGGGGCCCGAGGUUUUGAUGAACGCCCCCAAUCUGGGUGUUUUGGCUCAACACUGUGUGGCCUUCGAUACCACCCGGGUGCAGGCCUUGUGGGCAUCCUCAAUAGCUCUGGUCUACGAUUUGCUCACCCUUUCAUGCCAGGAGGCCUUGGAGCGGGACAAAUUCUAUACCUGCCUCAAGAUCUUGCGCAUGUCCGUAGAUAUCAGUCAAUCAGGUCAAACUUCUUCAUGACCAGAAGCUUUCAGCUUCAGAAGCUUUAGGCACCGUUUCACUGUUUGCAGGGUGAGAAACAGGCUGC
Molecule: messenger RNA, 751 nt
Organism: Durusdinium trenchii
Lineage: Eukaryota; Dinophyceae; Suessiales; Symbiodiniaceae
Source: the annotation of a GenBank genome assembly